Messenger RNA from Condylura cristata (star-nosed mole), 4146 nucleotides. RefSeq names its product zinc finger protein 397. The coding region runs from base 153 to 1730 and encodes 525 amino acids. Lineage: Eukaryota; Metazoa; Chordata; Mammalia; Eulipotyphla; Talpidae. The record is from RefSeq and is a predicted model, not a curated record. Gene Ontology annotation, biological process: regulation of transcription by RNA polymerase II. The transcript is spliced from 4 exons. Gene Ontology annotation, molecular function: DNA-binding transcription factor activity, RNA polymerase II-specific; RNA polymerase II cis-regulatory region sequence-specific DNA binding.
CUUUGUGGCUCGGCGCUCCGGGUUUGCGGCUGGGCUUCUGGCCGCUCCUGGGCUGUGCGGAAAUAAAAAGGUUACUCAAAGGAAAACCUGAAGCACACCACCCAGUUGUAGUGAGUUUUUGUUUUUUUUUUGCUAAGCUCUUUCAGUGCAGAAUGGCUGUGGAAACCAGAGCACUUUCAACCCUCCUACCUCAGAAUCCUCAGGAACAAGAACUAAUACUAGUGAAAAUAGAAGAAAGUCUUUCCUGGGGCUCAAAACUUAAACAGAAUAGGAGCACCCGAUCCUGUCAAGAAUUGUUUCGCCAACAAUUCAGAAAGUUUUGCUACCAGGAGACACCUGGACCGCGGGAGGCACUGGGCCGACUCCAGGAGCUUUGCCAUCAGUGGCUCAUGCCAGAGUUUCACACGAAGGAGCAGAUCCUGGAAUUGCUGGUGCUGGAGCAGUUCCUGAGCAUUUUACCUGAAGAGCUGCAGGUCUGGGUUCAGCAACAUAGUCCACGAAGCGGCGAGGAAGCUGUGAUGCUGUUGGAGGAUUUGGAGAGGGAAUUUGAUGAUCCAGGGCAGCAGGUCCCAGUUAGUCCGCAGGCACCAGAGGUGCCUUGGAAGGAUUUGACGUGUCUUGGAGCACCUCAGGAGUUAAAGACACAGCUGAAUUCCUGGGAGCCUUACCUUUCCUCCACAAGUGAUUGUGAGAACAGUGACUCAGCAACAAAGAACCCUUUGAGAGAAAAGUCACAAGGACUUCCCCAGGAGCCUUCAUUUGGAGGAGUCAGUGAACACAAAAGCAAUUUGGAAUGGCAACAAGGACAUGCCACCAGGGAGAAUUUAAGAUCCCUUUCCCAAGGGAGCAGUUUUAGCCAAGUAAUGUUCACACACAAAUCUCUGGAUAAAAGAGACAAUCGUGAUGAACCUCAAAGAAACUUGAUUCUAAGUACAAAUUCUGUAACAUAUCAGAAAGUUCCUACAGAAGAGCGACCUUAUAGAUGUGAUGUAUGUGGACACAGCUUCAAACAGCAUUCCUCUCUAACACAACAUCAGAGAAUCCACACUGGAGAGAAGCCCUAUAAGUGUAACCAGUGUGGAAAGGCCUUUAGUUUAAGAUCCUAUCUUAUUAUUCAUCAGAGGAUUCAUAGUGGUGAAAAAGCAUAUGAAUGUAGUGAAUGUGGGAAAGCCUUUAAUCAGAGCUCAGCCCUCAUUAGACACCGGAAAAUUCAUACUGGUGAGAAAGCUUGUAAAUGUAAUGAAUGUGGAAAAGCAUUCAGUCAAAGUUCAUAUCUCAUUAUACAUCAAAGAAUUCACACUGGUGAAAAGCCCUAUGAAUGUAAUGAGUGUGGGAAAACCUUUAGCCAAAGCUCAAAGCUUAUACGACAUCAACGAAUACAUACAGGAGAAAGACCUUAUGAAUGUAACGAAUGUGGGAAAGCUUUUAGGCAGAGCUCAGAGCUGAUUACCCAUCAGAGAAUACAUAGUGGAGAAAAACCCUAUGAAUGUAAUGAGUGUGGAAAAGCCUUCAGCUUGAGCUCAAACCUCAUCAGACAUCAGAGAAUUCAUAGUGGAGAAGAGCCUUAUAAGUGCAAUGAAUGUGGCAAGACUUUCAAAAGAAGCUCAGCCCUUGUUCAGCAUCAGAGAAUCCAUUCUGGGGAUGAAGCUUACAUAUGUAGUGAAUGUGGAAAGGCUUUCAGGCACAGGUCAGUUCUUAUGCGCCAUCAGAGAGUCCACACUGUAAAGUAACUUGAGAAUACUAUAAAUACUUCAGAUUUAUGUUUGUCAAAGGAUUUACUUGGAACAAGACUUCAUAAAGGUUAUAAACUACUUGAGUCAGUCAAACUUUCUGUAGCACUUACCAAUGAUAAUGCAAAUUGUCCCUUCAAAGCUGUUCUAUGACAUCAGAACAACAAAUGGAAGAAUCACUACUUCCAGCUUUUUUCUUACAUAAGGAAUACUCAGGAAAUAUAAAAAAUGGGAAUGUAACAUUGAAACCUCAUUUUCCAUGAAAAAGGAAGAGAAUAUAGCAGCCCCAGUUCUGUCACUACAUCUGUUUGUCAUAGUGCAGGUUGGAGGAUGUGGGACAGUAUUAAGGACAUUUUGUUUCAGGAACACAGAAAUUUUACUGACUCAUUGAGAACAGUGACAGGGCCUUAAGCCAGAUGGUGAGACUUUCAUCAUUGAUUUGUUGGCUGUGGGUAGGUCAGAAACGAGAUACUGAGAAUAAUACCAGUUAGUUUAUCCAACAGUUUUUGAGUGCUAUUUCUAUGAGGCACUAAGUAUCCAAAGAAAAAUAAGACAUUGUCUCUAUAGUUUAAUGGGCAAGACAAGGAGGCAAUGACACUGUGAUAUGGUCAGUUCUCUGUGACAUUAAGGAGUGCCAGACCCAACCUUGUAUCGGAAAGGCUUCUGAGGAAAAGGGCCUGAAACAUGAGUAGGAGUUAGCCAGAGAACAGUGUUCCCUGGAGAGAUCAACAGACCAAGGCAAGACCUUUUAAUUUUGAAAAUUAAAAGGAUAUUUUGUGUAGAGUAUUUCUGUUGCAUUCCUUUGAAGUGGAAUAAUGUCUGUAAAGAAGCAUGGAUGUGAUCACACUUUUAAGUGGUGCCUAUAGCAAAAUACGAGCCAGUAGAGAAAUUUCUAUUAAUAGAUAAAACCUGGAGUCCUUGGUCCAUGAAGUGGUAAAGAGCUUGAUCUUGGUCUGCUCUGACUGCAGCUAAGAUUAAUAUGUACUGUCCUUGCCCAAUGUAUAGGCUAAGCAUUUCCAGAGGGUGAUAGGUAGGGAUGGUUGUGAGAAAAAAUCCUUAACAAGGGGUUAAGAGUCAAGUUCUAAGUCUCCCUCUUGCAGAAUUAAGAACUCCUUUGGCUUUUAAGACAAUAUUAGAACUGCUAUCAGAUUCUUCUAACUCCCAAGACUCAGGAGCUGUUCUGCUUGUUACAUAAUUUUUUUCAGGGCAAAUAUCUCCUGAUUUCUAGAACACCCCCUGGGGCUUAGGUGCUGCAACAUAGUGGCUGGAUCUGACUUAUUUCCAGGCACCUCUCCAUGUCCCGGUUUGUCUUGUGUCAUCAGUAUUUCACAAUCUCUUGUUAAUUGUUUUUUAAACAUUAAAGGGAAAUGACAGUAGAGAGUAAAGUAACAAUCACGGUCAAUCCAGAGACUACCCUCUUCUGAGGGAUCCAGCAGGAGACGUGCCCCUUAGAUUGGUGUUUGUCAGUGUAAGGCAGAUUGGGGUAUAAGUUAGUCAGCAACAGAGAAACAUGCUAUUCAAAGAACCAGUAAAUCAGUGAUACCAUACACCUAACCAAAAAUAGGAGUCAGUGGGAAACUACCUGGCAUAGGAAGAAAAGGAGUUUUCAUUAGUAUAAAAAGAAGUAAUGUUCCUAGCGAUCAUGAACAACUGAACAUUUACUAACUGGUAGGAAUGACUGCUGAAUGACCAUGCUUGCAGAGAAUGUGAAUAGAAGGAUAUGGUCAUUUGGGAAAUGGUAAGAUGAAAUAAAAUAACCUGGUAGGAGCUAUUGCAGUUCAUUUUCCUCUUAAAGAUCCAAACAAACUAUAUAUGACAAGUAGAAAUUGAUAUGUUACAAAAAGGAGAUAACUUUAUAAAUGUUAAGAUUAUCAUAGGUACUUGCUAUCGGCUUUUUCAGUCCCUAUCUUGCAGAGGAGGAAGUGAAGGAUUAGGAACAUGGGCUUUCAAGGUCUUAUAGUUAAAAACUGAUGAGGUCAGACUUUGAACCCAGGUAGUAAGAACCUAAUCUCCCAGUAGAAAAAUAUGGCACUUAAACAGGCAAAUCACAGAAUAAAUGCCCAUCUUCAGUAUCCAGCCUUACUGAAUUAAAAAUGGAAAGCAAGAGUUAAAAUAGUACUUAACCCCUCCCCCCAAAAAAAGUCACUAGCAAGGAUGCAGGGAAACUGGGACUCUCAUGCUGCUAGUGACAAAUGAAUAGAUAAUAACUGGCCAUCAGUACCAGAAGCCUUAAGCAAUGCCUUUUGACUUACGAUUCUUCCAGGAAAUAAUAUGAUUCAGAAACCAUCAUAAAUGUACAAAAUCUUAAAAUCUCUUAAGUGACGUGGAUUACUAUUAGAAGAAAUGGCAAAGCACUCAUAUCAUGUUAAGUAAAAAUGUAUGUAUAAUGUUAUUUCAUGUAAAAAUUAUUUAUGCA